Messenger RNA from Saccostrea echinata, 4429 nucleotides. RefSeq names its product protein-associating with the carboxyl-terminal domain of ezrin-like. The transcript is spliced from 14 exons. Bases 63 to 2444 code for a protein of 793 amino acids. The record is from RefSeq and is a predicted model, not a curated record. Gene Ontology annotation, molecular function: ATP binding; protein kinase activity. Gene Ontology annotation, biological process: protein phosphorylation. NCBI's taxonomy places the organism in Eukaryota, Metazoa, Mollusca, Bivalvia, Ostreida, Ostreidae.
CAGCCUAUCAGGCACAGCAUGAUGAUGAUUGGACAAUUGACAGCCAAAUUCUAACCAAGAAAAUGGGUGCAGAAACAAGUUUAUUUGAAGAAUGUGAGUUAGACGAACCAGCAGAUACUUUAAACUGUACCUGGUCUUUACGACACGGGAUAUACAAUGAGGAACUCGACGUCACCGUCCUGUCGGAGGCAAAAAACAACAAGCAGAAAUGGAGUUUGCUACAGAAAAAUAUAAAGUUUAUGAAGAGUCUCAGACAUCCGUAUAUUGUGAAGUAUUUGAGUGUAGCUGAAUUGUCCACUGAACUUCACUUAGUUAUUGAAAGAUCCACACCACUUACAUUUCUCCUAGACACUUUAGAACCUUUAGAAAUCACUGCUGGAAUUCACAGUGUAAUGGAAGGAUUGUCUUUUCUCCAUGAACAGGCCAAAAUUUCCCACAAUAAUAUUUGCCAAGAAGCUAUUUAUGUGACGUCUAAAGGGACUUGGAAAAUAGGUGAAUUACAACAUUGCUGCAAGUUCCUGGAAAUAACCCCUGAAUUCCUGAAAAAUUCAAGGCCAUAUCGAAAUGCAGACUGUAUUUCACCUGAGGAGAAGACUAAUAAAUUAACAGUCACUAUUGAAAUGGGCCACACUAUGGAUGUGUUCUCUUUUGGAGUGAUGUGUGAAAACCUUUUAGAAUAUCUUGCAGAAUUAGGUGAGAUGACGAAGACUUUUGAAAUGCUUAUACAGGAUAAAUGUUUGAAUUCAGACCCAAAACAGAGACCUAAAAUCAGCAGCUUAAUGAAUGACCAGUUAUUUAGGAAUGAUUUAUUACUAAUAAGAAAAUUUUUGUCUGAAGUAACACUAAAGUCACAGAAAGAAAAAGAAGAGUUUUUCAGCUAUUUAUAUCCCCGAUUGACAACUCUACCUGAGGAAGUGGUUGGCAAACAACUUGUCCAUUUAUUGUUGAGCAGAUUUGUUUUGCUAGAUGCAUCAGCUGCCAGUACAAUAGUUCCUAAUAUACUUGUUCCAAAAAGAGAUACCCAUGAGAAAUUUGAAAUGAAUUCUCAGAGGCUGUCUCCGUUCUUCUCUGUACCAACCUAUCAGAGAUAUGUGAUACCAGAGCUGAUUAAAAUGUUUCACUGCCAUGAUUACCACAUCAGAAUGAUAUUGUUGAACUACUUAUCUAAGUAUGUGGACCUGUUUGAGAAGAAAAAUUUAGAGGAAAUCAUUUUUCCCCAGAUACUUCUUGGGGUAAGAGACUGUCAUGAAGACUUGGCAGCCCAAAGUUUACACAGCCUGGCAGACAUGGUAAAGAUCUUAGGAAGAGACACAGUAAUUGGUGGAAAAAGUAAGGAGUACUUUACAAAGGGAACUCCAAAGCAUCUGCCAACAAAUGCUUUGGAGAAAGAAAACAGCAAAAACUUGGACAAAGUAUUACUAAAAGAUCUUGCAGCAUACAGUGCUUCAGACACCAGGACAUCAAACAUAAGCAAAAUAGCAGAUGUAAAGAGACAGGGGAGACAAAACAAGGAGCAAAAGUUAGUCAGGGAACAAAUGAGACUGGAACAGCAACAAAAGAGGAAGGAGAGAAGGGAAAAGGAAAAGGAGAUGUCUGACAAAAAUAAUGAGGGUUUUGUGGCAAACAUAGCUGAUAGAGAAAUCAUGUCCAUGAGUGAACAGGAACCAGUUUCCAAGACAUAUGGGAAUCAGGAUCUUAAGGGUCCAUUCACAGAAAUCCAAGGCAUGAAUGCAGGUCAUUUACCACCUGUAAAUAUACCAGAAAAGAAACUUUCGGAAGAAAAUGAGGAAGGACAGAAUAUAUCAUCAUUUGAUGUUAAAGUGUCCAAAAGUUGGAAUGAUGACCAUGUAGAUCCUGAUGUUUAUGUGAUGGGUAAUGACAGUGAAGAUGAUUGGUCGGACUGGGAUAAUAAUUUGGUGGACACCUCUCCAUCUCAACUAGCUCCAGUUAUAUCAAUUGAGUCUGAAAAGAAGUUAGACAAGGAAUAUUGGAACUUCUCUAAGGAAUCUUCUAAACAGGAUUAUGUUUUACACAAAGAAACAAGUCAUAGAAACCAGCAAUCACAACCUAUUGGAAGAGAUGGAUCUAACAAAAAUCAUACCAGUUUAGAUAAGCUGGCAAAAAAUGCUUUAAAAUUACAAUCUUCAAAAAAAAAGCUGCCAGAGAAAGAAAACACACCACUUGGUGCUGAAUUUGAAAUUAAACAGUUGGGUCCCUCUGUACAAGUUGCUCUAGAAACAGACUAUUUUGCAGAUAUGGGUCUGAUUCCAGUGAUUAAGCAGGGAGUGUCUUCGGAGGAAAUAAUGAAGAAACAUAAAAAUAACAGUUCAACAUCAUCAGCUGCUAAAAUCUCUACAAACCCUCUGUCAUACAACAUGGAUGAAAACUGUCAGCUGGACAUGGAGGGCUGGGAAGAUGACUUGAAUUGGACAGAGGAAGACUAGAUUACAUGUAGACUCUUUUAACUUGCAAUAUAUUUACCAUUAUGAUAUGAUUUUUUUUUUUUUGGUUUCAUUUAGUUGUACUUGAUUUUUAUGUACCAAUAUCAUUUUUGUGUCACCUACAGAGCAGAGCAAUAGUGUUUGUCUGUCUAUCAUAUCUUAUAUCUUGAGAACUGCAAAAGGUGUUGAUUUCAUAUUUUGGCCAUAUGUUGAUUGGCACUAUGACUUUUGUAAAACUGUGGUUACCAACCUGGUGACCUUUCAACUUGACCUUUGACCUUCUUUUCAAAAAAAGUUUUUAAUGCUGAUAUACUGCAUAUUUUGGACAUUUGAGAGGUAGGGGUUCUUUUUAAAAUAGCAUGUGUACUUUCAUAAGAAAUACCAGCAUUAUACAUAGUCCACUUCAUCUUGUCAUUUGGCAUACUUUUCAAAAAUACUCUGAAUUGUUAUUUUAUCUAUUGUCUUCUAAAUUUUGAGAUGCAGGGCCUUCAUAACCAGCAUAUAUCAGCAUAUAUAUAUAUAUAUAUAUAUAUAUAUAUAUAUAUAUAUAUAUAUAUAUUUAACCGACUUCGAGCUGUUAGCGGCAUAUCGUUACUGUUGACACUUGCUGGUUACAUCGCCUUUUUCUAUUAAGUUAUGUAAAAGUUCAAGCUUUUAUCAGGUAGUAUGAUUAGAUAUUUUUAUUUCGAAGAAUUAGAAAGCAUUUGUGAGAUAAAUAAGUAAAGCAAUUAAAAAUUAUUCAUCAUAUACAUUGUUUGUUUGCCACUAAGUGCCAUGGGGUGUUUUUAAACUUGAUGCCUCUAAAUUUUUGCAGCACUUACUGGCAUGGAGAAAUUAGAAAGGGACGAAACUUCUCCAAUCUUCUUUGAAACUCACUAAAUAUUCAUUGAAUUUAGAGUUAUCUGAUUAUACAAUGUUAAUUAACAAUUAGUUUGUGUUGUCAUAGCUUAAACCUUUACUCAUAAAAGUGUUAAAGAAAAGAAAAAAAACACUAUAUCUCAACUCUAAUAAAUUACACUGAAUUUUUUUUUACAUCUUUAAAAUUGAUAUUCUUCCCGUGGGAAGAUAAAAAUAAAUAAAGAGGUUGUUUAAAUUCAAUAAUAUAAUAGUAAUAUAAUAGUAAGGCCAGCAAUCUUUGAUUCUUUUGAUCGAUUACGAAUGCAGCGUUCUUUUACCAACAUUAUUUUUUAAAAGCGUAUAGCUUUAUGUUUAUACAGAUAUAUUUUCUAAAAAUAAUUAAUUUAAUGACAUAGAACUACCUCUCCAUUAAUAUUCUGAUAAGAAAUGUUGGAACAAUUAUCUAUAAAUACAUGUACGCAGUUAUAGUGACACAUUGUAUGAAGAAAAGUAUUUUUCUUUGCUGGUAAACUUCUUGUUUACAUGGCUCUCCUAUUCUAAAAAUAAACCAAAACAAACCUGAGUUACGGCCUGUUAAGGAUUAAGAAAAGGAGCGGAUUUAACUAGGUGUAUAUGCAAAGUAAAAGUAAUUGUACUCGGUAACAUCUAAACCGCUGAUAUAAACCUAGCAGAAUAUAAAGGAAUGUAUAAAAUGAAGGAUGAAUAAUAGAGGACAUUAUUGAGGCCUCUGGAACAUUAAGGUGCAUAUUCUAUUUCAUAUUUUCAUAGAAAAUGAAAAUAAUAAUAAUAAUAUAAAUAUAAGAUUAGUUUAAACUUUUAUAUUUAUAGUGUUUAAACAGAUUUAUGCCAUGUAAUAUUUUUUAUCGAAAUAUAUUUAUAUUUAUUAUUAUCUUAUUUAUUUAAUUUUUUGGGAAAGCAAUUUUUUAUGUGUUCUUAUAGGAAUUCAUUUUGUAAUCAGAUAACUACGAGAAUUUAGAUUUGAAUAUAGAUAUGUAAUGCAAAGCCAGUACCUAGCGGUAUAUCGCCUCUUCAUUCACUUAUCUAUUUGCCGCAUUUUUCCUGUUAAUGUUUUGGAAAAAGCCAUGUAAAAAUUACAUAUCUGAGAUUAAAAAAAUGUCAUUAUUUUUAUU